Messenger RNA from Tilletiaria anomala UBC 951, 1938 nucleotides. RefSeq names its product DEAD-domain-containing protein. Lineage: Eukaryota; Fungi; Basidiomycota; Exobasidiomycetes; Georgefischeriales; Tilletiariaceae. Bases 1 to 1938 code for a protein of 645 amino acids. Gene Ontology annotation, cellular component: nucleus. Gene Ontology annotation, molecular function: RNA binding; RNA helicase activity; ATP binding. The transcript is spliced from 3 exons. The record is from RefSeq and is a predicted model, not a curated record.
AUGACGGUUCCAAAUGGUACAGCUCCGGCUUCUGGCGCAGAUGCGCUGGCUGCCAAGUUCAACAAGAUGGGCGUAAACGGAAACGGCGCUCCUCGCAGCGCAUACGUGCCUCCGCACCUGCGCAACUCGGGUGGCAUGUCUGGUUCGGCCCCGGCAUUCAACGCGAGGUCCGACAAUGUUCCUCCUGCGUUCAACGGAGGUGGCUUAAGCAAUGGCGCUCGCCGCGGCGGCGGUGACCGCUGGGACAAUGCCUUCUCUUCCGGCGGACGUGGCGGUGGUUCCGGUGGUCGCAGUGGCGGUGGCGGUGGUUUGAGUAUGGACGGCUACGGUAGCUGGAAAGACGGCCAGCACAUCCCUGGCCCUGUCAACAUGCGCACACAGAAGGAGCUCUUCGGCGACAACGAGGCUCCCACUGGUCAGGGUACUGGUAUCAACUUUGACAAGUACGGUGACAUCCCUGUCGAUGCCUCCGGCCGCGACGUCCCCGACCCGGUCACCGAGUUCACCAGUCCUCCCAUUGAUCCGCAUCUGUUGGAAAACAUCAAGUUGGCUCACUACACCACCCCCACGCCGGUGCAAAAGUACUCGAUCCCCAUCGUCGAGCAGGGUCGCGACUUGAUGGGCUGUGCCCAGACCGGUUCCGGAAAGACUGGCGGGUUCCUUUUCCCCAUCUUGUCUGCCCUUUUCACGCAUGGCCCUCCCCCGCCCCCGCCCGAGAUGGCCAACGGUGGACACGGACGUCGCAAGGCAUUCCCUUCGACGCUCAUCCUCGCCCCGACGCGUGAGCUUGUCUCGCAGAUCUACGAGGAGGCGCGCAAGUUCACCUACCGCUCGUGGGUCCGCCCCGCCGUUGUCUACGGUGGUGCCGACAUUGGCCAGCAGCUUCGCCAGAUCGAGCGUGGCUGUGACCUGCUCGCUGCGACUCCCGGCCGUCUUGUCGACCUGAUGGAGCGCAGCCGCAUCAGCUUGGCCAAUGUCCGCUUCCUUGUUCUCGACGAAGCCGACCGCAUGCUCGACAUGGGUUUUGAGCCCCAGAUCCGCCGCAUUGUUGACGGCGAGGAUAUGCCAGGCGUCAUGGCCCGUCAGACGCUCAUGUUCUCCGCGACGUUCCCGCGCGACAUUCAGCUGCUCGCCAAGGACUUCCUCAAAGAGUACGUUUUCCUCAGCGUCGGCCGUGUCGGCUCCACUUCGGAGAACAUCACGCAAAAGAUCGAAUAUGUCGAGGACGAGGACAAGCGCAGCGUUCUGCUCGACGUACUCGCAUCGAUGCCGUCCGGAGGCCUGACGCUGAUCUUUGUCGAGACCAAGCGCAUGGCCGACAUCCUCAGCGACUUCCUCCUACGCAGUAACAUUGCCGCCACCAGCAUUCACGGUGACCGCACACAGCAGGAGCGUGAGCGCGCUCUGCAGCUCUUCCGCACGGGAAAGACUCCGAUCAUGGUCGCCACCGCCGUCGCGGCGCGUGGUUUGGACAUUCCCAACGUCACGCACGUUGUCAACUACGACCUGCCGUCGGACAUUGACGAUUACGUCCACCGCAUUGGCCGUACCGGUCGUGCGGGUAACACGGGUGUUGCCACUGGCUUCUUCAACCGUGGCAACCGCAACAUCACGCGCGACCUCAUGGACCUCCUUAAGGAGGCCAACCAGGAAGUGCCCUCGUGGCUCGAGGCCGUUGCACGCGAAAGCGCCUUUGGUGGCGGUGGCGGACGCGGCAGUGGCCGUGGCCGCGGCCGCGGACGUGGUGGAAGCGCCAGCUUCGGCGGCCGCGACGCCCGUACUAGCGGCGGCACCGCACCGGCCCGUGGCGGCGCUGGCGGAUUUGGCAGCGGCAGCGGCACUGGCGGUGGCAGCUACGGUGGCCCCCCUCCAAUUGGCGCCUACGGCGGUGGUGGUGGUGGCGGCAGCUACGGCAGUGGUGGUGGCAGCUGGUGGUAA